This is a messenger RNA of Malus domestica (apple), 1235 nucleotides long. Its product is annotated as MADS-box protein SOC1-like. The record is from RefSeq and is a predicted model, not a curated record. Lineage: Eukaryota; Viridiplantae; Streptophyta; Magnoliopsida; Rosales; Rosaceae. Gene Ontology annotation, biological process: positive regulation of transcription by RNA polymerase II. Gene Ontology annotation, molecular function: RNA polymerase II cis-regulatory region sequence-specific DNA binding; protein dimerization activity; DNA-binding transcription factor activity, RNA polymerase II-specific. Gene Ontology annotation, cellular component: nucleus.
UGGGUAGGAAGUCAGGAGAGAGACAAAAAGUGUGGCCUGAGGAUAAAGAGAGUGGGCAUCCACAAUCAGAUAAAAAUAUCCUUCUCUGCGUUUCCCUUCUCUGUGAAUACUAUUCUAGGGUUUCUGAUCUAGUUUCCAUAUUUGGAUUCCUUCCAAUCCAAUACCGCUGUGUCCUUGCUGCUCAUUUUUAAGUGUUGGAGCACUUCUUCAAUUCUUCUCGGGUUGCAGGCAAAGCUAGGACAUGGUGAGAAAGAAGGUUGAGAUGAAAAGAAUUGAGAAUAACACAAGCCGACAAGUGACCUUCUCGAAACGUCGAAAGGGGUUGUUAAAGAAAGCUUAUGAGCUUUCGGUUCUUUGCGAUGCUGAAGUUGCAGUCAUCGUCUUCUCGCAAAAAGGCAGGAUCUAUGAGUUCUCCAGCUCUGACAUGCAACGGACUAUAAAUCGAUACCAUAAACAUGAAAAUGGAUCAGGGCCGACCAACAAGGUUGAAGUGGAACAAUAUGUGCAGCACUUGAAGCAUGAAUCAGCUAUUAUAGCCAAGAAGAUAGAGAUCCUAGAAGCUUCCCAGCGGAAGCUUUUGGGAAAUGAUCUGGAUUCUUGCCCUGUUGAAGAACUCCAAGAGAUCAGUAGCCAGCUGGAGCGAAGCUUACGCAGCAUAAGUGAGAGAAAGGCUCAAUUAUACACGGAGCAGAUGGAACAACAUAAGGCAAGGGAGAGGUUCCUGUUACAAGAGAAUGCACAGUUACGUGAAGAGUGUUGUGCGAAGCCGUGGAUGGAGUUUUCACCUCAAGAAAAAAGAGCUUCUGCGUCUGUAAGCAAUGAAAAAGCAGGAGCUUCUGCUUCUGCUCCGAUAAACUACCGGAGCCAAAGUAGCAUGAGUUCUGAGGUGGACACCGAUUUGCUCAUUGGACAGCCAAUGGUGCGCGCUGUUGAUCGCAUCGCAGUCUAAAGUCAACAUUCAUCAGAUAAAUAAUAAUGCUUGUCAAUCAUAUUUGGUAGGCCGUGCUCUCAGAUUAAUAAUUCUAGUAAGGUCAAGCAAUAAAAUAUCAAAGGAAGUUAUAAUUUCCUAUGAUUUUUGACCCAGUUGUAUAAUUUUAUGUAUAUGCUUAAUGCGUCAGGUUGUAGCACCAAAUCUGAACUUAAUGGCUAGGGUAUUCGUUUUGAGCCAAUAAUACGUUAUUUUGAAGGGAACAAGUAAUCAAAUUCAUCGCUAUAACAUGCUUUUUUUGAUUAAA